AAAAUUUAAAUAUGAGGAAUAUAAAUAAUACUUCCUCUUCUACUAAUUCUCCAGCUGCAACAAUAAUUAAAAGUAAUACAAGCACAACAACAGUUUUUCGUUCAUGCACAGAAUUUAGUCAUGAACGUUCAAGACAUCCAAUAUCUUCAGCUACUGUUGUUUCUAAACUUUUAAUUCAACCAGCACAUUUAAGAAGCCAUUCAGUUAGUCAUUGGUCUUCACCAAAAAGAAAUCAAGGGGCAACAUUGUUACAUGCUUGUGAGCAUUUUAGUAUAUUACCAGCUAUGCCAAAUAAACAAGUAGGUUAUUUUAAUAAACAGAAAUCUUUUUUAAUUAAAUAA
Messenger RNA from Meloidogyne enterolobii, 341 nucleotides. NCBI's taxonomy places the organism in Eukaryota, Metazoa, Nematoda, Chromadorea, Rhabditida, Meloidogynidae. The record is from the annotation of a GenBank genome assembly.